AUGUCCUCCACCAACGAGAAAUUCCCAACAAACGUUACCCCAAAAUACAUUCCUUUCGACAAGGACCAUGAAGGUAUUUUGCUGAAUGGCGACCCCAAGCCAUUGGACUUGGCCAAGGAGUUCAAGGACUCUACUGUGAUUGUGACCGCCAUCCCAGGUUCAUUCACCAAGGUUUGUUCAACCAAACACAUUCCAGCCUACAUUGAGCACAUUAAGCAGUUUAAGGAGAAAGGUGUCAAGAACAUCAUUGUCUUUGCCGUAAAUGACCCUUUUGUGCAAGCCUCAUUUGGUAAGGCUUUGGGUUACAAGGACCCUGAAAACUUUAUCAUCUUUGCCACUGACCCAGACGGAAAGAUUUCCCAAGAAUUGGGAGAAGACUAUGUCUUGGACUUGAGCAAGGCAGGCAUGGGAUUAAGAUUAGAGAGAUAUGCUGCAAUCGUUGUUGAUGGUUACAUCAAGUACUUGGCCAGCGAGCAAGAGGGAAAUUUCACCGACGUCUCUAGCCCAGAGAACUUGCUCAAGAGAUUGCCUAAUGUAUAG
Messenger RNA from Lodderomyces elongisporus, 540 nucleotides. It is a transcript of the gene AHP1, whose product is annotated as thioredoxin peroxidase. Gene Ontology annotation, molecular function: thioredoxin peroxidase activity. NCBI's taxonomy places the organism in Eukaryota, Fungi, Ascomycota, Pichiomycetes, Serinales, Debaryomycetaceae. The transcript has a single exon. Gene Ontology annotation, cellular component: mitochondrion; cytoplasm; peroxisome. Bases 1 to 540 code for a protein of 179 amino acids. The record is from RefSeq and is a predicted model, not a curated record. Gene Ontology annotation, biological process: hydrogen peroxide catabolic process; cellular response to oxidative stress; cell redox homeostasis.